This is a messenger RNA of Striga asiatica, 1880 nucleotides long. The record is from the annotation of a GenBank genome assembly. Lineage: Eukaryota; Viridiplantae; Streptophyta; Magnoliopsida; Lamiales; Orobanchaceae.
CAUGAAUAUCGUCCCACUCUUUCUCUCUAUAUAUAUACUAUAGUCCAAGACCCCAUUUAAGAUAUUAGUGCAAAUAUUAUUUCAUCCCGCCCGUGCUUGGGAGACUGUGGGUGUGUAGUGAUUCGUGACUACCAUCCCUUUGUCUCUCUCUCUAUAUAUUACAUAUAUAGUUGUCAGCCCUCCCAACAAGCACAAGGGCUUCAAUAUGGGAAGUGUCCGACCAAGUUCCGCCGACUUUCCUGGCGGAGCGCCGCCCCAUGUGGUUGCCGGAGAAAAAGAACUAGACGCCGGCGCACAGUUUGUUCUUAAAUCCAGAGGAUCAUGGAUACACUGCGGAUACCACUUGACUACGUCGAUUGUGGCCCCGGCCUUGUUGAGCCUUCCGUUUGCAUUAGCAUCGCUUGGAUGGACGGCUGGGAUUGCAAGCUUGGUGAUAGGUGCAAUUGUCACAUUCUAUUCUUACAACUUAUUAUCACUUGUGUUAGAGCACAAUGCUCAUUUGGGACGUCGCCAUCUUAGGUUCCGCGACAUGGCUAACGAUAUCUUAGGUCAAAGAUGGGGGCGGUAUUAUGUCGGCCCAAUACAAUUCUUGGUUUGCUACGGUGCCGUUGUGGGCUCCACUCUUUUGGGUGGACAGUGCAUGAAGGCAAUUUAUUUGUUGUCGAGACCACAGGGAAGUAUGAAGUUGUACCAAUUUGUAAUUAUAUUUGGAGGGCUUAUGCUGAUUUUAGCUCAAAUCCCCUCUUUUCACUCGUUGAGGCACAUCAAUUUGGUCUCUUUGGUGCUUGCUCUUGUUUACAGUGCAUGUGCCACUGCUGGUUCCAUCUACAUUGGUAACGACGACGACGACAACAACAACAACAACAACAAUAACAACAACAACAACAACAACAACAAUAAUAAUAAUAAUAAUAAUAAUAAUAAUAUUAAUAAUAAUAAUAAAAAUAAUAAUAAUAAUAAUAAUACUGGUCAAUAUUAUGCAGGAAGUUCAUCCAAGGGGCCAAGAAAAGAUUAUUCACUACACAGCAACAGUGAAACUCGGGUAUUUGGCAUGUUUAAUGCGUUGGCUAUUGUCGCCACCACUUUUGGCAACGGGAUUAUUCCAGAAAUACAGGCAACAUUGGCGCCACCUGUGAAGGGCAAGAUGUUUAAAGGGCUGUGCAUUUGCUACGCAGUGGUCACAGCCACUUUCUUCAGUGUAGCCAUUUCUGGGUAUUGGGCAUUUGGAAACAAAACUAAUAGCCUAAUCCUCACAAAUUUCUUGACUGACGGCAAAGCCUUAGUCCCCAAAUGGUUCAUUUUAAUGACCAAUGUCUUCACUAUUCUGCAGCUAUCGGCCGUUGCAGUGGUUUACCUGCAACCGACGAACGAGGUUUUAGAGCGGGCUUUUGCGGACCCCACGAGAGGUGAGUUCUCAAUGCGUAAUGUGGUCCCAAGAGUAAUCUCAAGAUCCAUAUCAAUUGUCAUCUCGACUACAAUUGCUGCAAUGCUCCCGUUUUUCGGGGACAUAAAUGCGGUGAUUGGGGCAUUUGGUUUCAUGCCGCUCGAUUUCGUGUUGCCAGCUGUUUUCUUCAACAUCACGUUCAAGCCGUCAAAGAGGGGUUUCAUUUUCUGGCUUAACACAGCCAUAGCCUCGGUUUUUUCGGUGCUCGGGGUUAUAGCAGCAGUUGCGGCCGUUAGGCAAAUUAGUCUCGACGCAGAAACAUACAGAUUGUUUGCCAAUGUAUGAUAGUUGGUUUACAUGUCUUUGUUUUGGUUUUAAGAUCACUUCAAGUUGCCAGUUGAUUGGAUUUUCUAGUCCAAGUCUGUUUUUAAGUUGAAUUUGAACACAAAAAAAAUUGAAAAGCAUAAUACUAACAUCUAACUGAAUAACACAUACA